Molecule: messenger RNA, 10098 nt
Organism: Spirodela intermedia
Lineage: Eukaryota; Viridiplantae; Streptophyta; Magnoliopsida; Alismatales; Araceae
Source: the annotation of a GenBank genome assembly
AUGGCAGUAGUUGCGACCCAUCAGUUUGCUCAAUGCAUCACAUGUCAUGUGUGGAGCCCCGAUCAAACAAGUAAGUUCCCUGCGCAUGGCUCCUUAGUGUUUCUAUUUGAGGUUUCUUCGUCGCUUGGAAAAUUGACCGCGGAGAGGGGAGGAAGUGACGGGAAGGCGAUUUCUUUUUAGAGAAUGUUCCGUGACUGUAGCAUCUCUAAUUGAGGAUCGCAGACGCAGUUCACUGUAACGACUUUUUGACCUGGAACCUAAUAACAUGCAAAGAAAAGCCAAUUACCUAACAAGUUCCUUUCUCUUUUAGACUUUUCGAAAUGCCAGGUAUUUGGACCAAUGUUUGACAGAUGUAUCAGAUAGGGUUUUGGGUGGAGCUUGGUUGCACUCUUUUCCGACAGACCUUGUAGACCAUUAGAUGAUGAUAGUGCGUAAUUUCUAUUUAUUCAGAUAUUUAUCCCUUUAUCCUGGACAAGAAUGAGAAGAUGACGUAAAAUACGAACCAAAUUUUUAGGUUUCGUGCACUCUUAAUCUGGUGAUAUAAUGAGAUAUGAACGAAGAAGCCUUCUAGUGUGACAUCUGAAACAGCUUCUUAGAUAUGGUGUACACUUACUUCCUGCUGCGUGGUGCAAAUCCCUUUGACGUCUCUGAGGGUACCCGGUCUUCAUUUUAUUAGUAAAAGAGGAUAGAAAUAUACCUUCAGCAGUUUAGAUACUCCUUUCAGAAAAUAUGCAUUAGAGCCUCCUCUAGCAAUAAAAAAGGCUAUGAUGGUGUAGUGUGUCUAAAUUUCGUUUUGAAUCCCCUUCACAGAUGGAAAUUUUCUUGCCGUUAAAUGUUCCAUUUCAAAUAUUGAUCGUUGCUCCUAUUUAGGAACUUCAUGUUUUCAACCUUAGCAUAUCAUGUCUUACAAUUUUCAACAAUUUUUCUCUCAAUGUUCAUAUCUAUAUUUGUGCAUAAAUACGAAAAAUAUGAUUUUAUCAAUUCGUAUGAUUCUAUAUUUUGGAGGGGGAGCCGAUGUGGACAAAGGUCUCAUUGUUUGAGAAGAUUAGCAUUUGAGUCAAAUUUAUGUAUGGCGUGCUCUCUUAUUUUGAUUCAUGCCAUAGAAAAACAAGCUAAUAGUUGAUAUUAGACGCAUGACUACUCUUCUAUAAAAAGAAGAAUAUUUUGACCUUUGUGAAUCCAGUUAUUUAGUUUUGCACAUCAGCUUCUAAUACUUGCUUAUAAUUCUGAUCCCGUUAGCUUAUAAUACUUGCUAUUGUGAAUCCAGUUUUUUUAGCUUCGCACCUCAGCUUGUGACAUGUGUCCAUUUAUUUUUUAGUGGUCGCUUUUUGCCCUAAUAACAAUGAAGUUCACAUCUAUAAGCUCAUUCAAGACAAGUGGGAAAGAGCACAUGUUCUUCAGAAGGUACAGCCUUACAUGUAGACAGCAUCUUUCGGUUACUUUUAUUUCACCCCACCGAAAUGAGGGUGAAUCAAUGUUUUAUUGGCAAAGCAAAUUACUUAAUAUCGUUUACAUAGUAGUUCGUAAAAUCUUCCCUGUGUUAGUUUGAUAGCAAGUAAAAAAAGGAUCUACUGAAUAGAAUUAGGCAUGGCCUUGGUUUACAUUUAUUCACUGGGUACACUCUGAAAAGUUGCGUUAAUUUUAUGUAAUAUCAUCCUAUCCUUAGCUGUAAUUUUUUCAUUGAAUAUUCUCACUGUUGGUUAAUCUUUAAGGAUGUGCCCAUUUCAGAUACCUUCUUAUGCUAACAAAGACCUUUGGUUUCUAUGACAGAAAUCAUAUCGAGGGAAAUAAACAUAGGUUGGUUAGUAUAUUAGAGAACUCUCACUGUGAUGUUCUUGUGUUCGGACCAUUUUCAGGUUGAAUCAUCUACCGACACAACCUGGUUAACCCUGAUGUUCCCACAGAAAAAACACUAAUUAUUUUCAAGUCUGACAGAGUCUUCAAUCUUUCCUGUCAAAUGAGUCUAUUACCCAGUAUGUAUGUGCAUACUAUGUCCAAUGACUAAUAAAGAGUCUCAUUAUUUACUGUUUGCUGAAUAAUUAUUAGUUUUCAGCUUACAUUUUGCACAGAGAAUUUCGUGUCCUUAUCACGUCUCCGGAAUAUUCGUUGGUUUUGUACUACCACUCUUUAAAAGAGCUGUCAUGGGUGAGAUGCAUGAUAUGAGAAUUUCAUGAAUCCUUAAUUUUGCUCUUAGAUCCAACGGUGAUUGUAUAAAUCACCUAGAUGAUUUCAGUUUCUUGGAAAAGAUGAGUCCACUCGUGUGGUCAACUGUAUUGUUGUUAGACCCAUCUUUUAGAGGCCAACCUGUUAUACUGAUUUUCAUCAUUUUGAAUAUUGUCCACACUACGGACUUUUUGUUAAUGACCUCACUAGUCCUAUUUUGCUACUUGUUUGAAUUUCAUGCAAUGCAGCGGGCAUUUUUAAUGCCAUUCAUUUCAUUUUGGUUUGUCUCUAAUAUUGGUCUCAUUCUGUUCAGCAUGAUCAGCUUAUAUCUGCAAUAGAUUGGAGUUCUAGGACAAACAAAAUUGUUACAGCGUCACAUGACAGGAAUUCGUGAGUUCCUAAUAGAUCAUUUGUCAAAGAUUUUUUGGCCUUUGCACUCCUUUUACAGUAUUUGAUAGUUUUUUUUCCCCUCUAGUUAUGUUUGGAACCAAGAAGGAGCUGAGUGGCUGCCAACCCUUGUCAUUCUCAGGCUUAACCGAGCUGCUCUUUGUGUUAAAUGGAGCUCAGCAGGUGUCCUCACUGGACGAUAUUGUAAUUUUUAAUUCAUCUAGCAUGCUUGUUGGCCCUUAGACUAUGAUUGCUAUAAAUAUAAAGCACAUGUGUCUCCAUCUCUGAGAGCUACGCCUUUAAUUAUUAGUUAAUUUUCAGGCAUAGGUUUUAGUGCCUUGAAUAUGCAGGUUUUGUUAGAACCUAUCUUUUUGGAAUUUCUUUUUUGAUUUAUAUCCAUUCGUUGUCAUUUGUAUGGGCAUCUACAUUGUUUCUAGCUUUUAUUUAUGCUUUGAUAAGGCUUGGCCCGAUUUUUUAAACUAUACUCAUUAUGCUGAUACGACUCAGUAAACUUCUUUUUUUUGCUUUCAAAUUGUGGAUUAGGUUAAGAUCAAUCCAAGCCAGCACGAGUCCUUGGAGAGCAUUGCUCUAAAUUCAACCAUACAUGUUAUGCCCAUCAAUUCUAACCCAUCAAACCUUAUUUGAAGCUUGAUUUUGGUUUUUUUUUUCGUUUAUCUCUCGCUGGUUAUUUCGUUGCCUUGCCUUACCCAUCUUUGCUGAUAAGCCUCCUGGUCUCAUUUUGACCCCUGGUUCUAAAAUGAUAAUAUUGAUAAUGAUUCACGAACCCCUGUUUGUCACCCCUCUUUGUCUAUCCUGAAAUAAACCAAUAUUAUUCGUGGUUGUGAAAAGAAAUCUGAAGAGGUUUUAUGGCUGACUUAGUUCUUUAUAUACCUUCCUCUUUUCAAAAGUAUAUGACUUAGUUCUUUAUAUACCUUCCUCUUUUCAAAAGUUGUUCUUUAUUAUACCCCUCUUUGUUUAAAUUGUUUCUGAAUUCACUGAUGUUGGAUUUUUUCCCUGACUUUGAUGAUUUCGUGAUCUAUGUUUGAUUGUUUCAUCAUGAUUUAGUUGAUCAUGCUCUUGCUUUAGUAAUUUGUUAUUAUGAGCUUCACUCGUUGUGCCUCACAUGUGACAGUGAAAUUUCUGGUGGCUGUUUUUCUAUUUACUUGAAUGAGAUAUCUCCAUUUUCCUGUUGUGGGACCAUUUCAUUUCCCCCGUAUGACCGUCGAUCUGCAUUCCGAAUGGAUGAUGCAUCUGAUAUCUGACGCUAUUUUCAUCUUUACUGAUGAAAAUAUCUUAUGGGACUCUAUUCACGGAUAAGUGGAAUAUACAGUUGUAGUUUCAUUGAUUAUCUCAUUGCAUUGAUGAAAUGGUCAGCUUUGGAGUUUAAUUGUUAGUUAGCUCUUUGCUAUGUUAGUUUUUUUUUCUCUGAUUAAGGUACCAAAACAACAGGGACUUUUUAAUCCUUCAUAAUUCAUGGAUGCAUUUAUUUGUUUGAGUGUGAAUAAAGACAGUUAAUUGAUAUUACCCCUAAAUAUGCAUGAAAUACUGAACUACCUGUGACGAUCCUUAGUAUUGUUUGUUUGAAGGAGAGUAUAGAUAAUUAAUAGCUAUUUCUACCAAAUAUCCAUGGAGUAAAUACUGGGCAGGCUGUAUACCGUGUUCGGGAUUACAUUGUUUUCAUUGUACAGUGACUUUCCUCGUGUGCCAUUUGUCUGUGAAGGGAAUCAGUAGUCUAUCUUCCAUUAGAAGAUUUAUAGGUAGACUUGUUUGAUCAUGUUUACACAUCACGCUUCAUAUUUUUUUCAGAAAACAAAUUUGCUGUGGGAAGUGGUGCUAAAACUGUCUGCGUUUGCUACUAUGAGAAGGACAAUGACUGGUACUUUGCUUAUGUUUCAGACUCUUGAUUUUUAAAUUACAUGUGCAAUCUUCUCACCUGCUCUUAGAAGAAGUCAGCCUGUUAUUUAUUCUACUUCUUAAUCCUUUUUUUAGCUGGCAGCACUUUAAAUGUAAAAAGCACUAUGGCCUUUUAGUGAAAUUAUUGUGGUCGUGAUACUUAGAAUUGGUUCGAUUUUGACCUGCAAAUCAAUUUGAGAUCAGCACUAUCGAUCCAACUAUAGAGAGGAAAUCCACUCCUCAUGAAAUGAAAGUAAAAGUAGAUAGCAAGUAUAACUGGCCACAGAUCAAUCAAUGUCACUUGGAUUGGCUAAUACCUGGUCAAAUAUUCUUACUGACAAUGGGCUGUCAACCCAUUCGUGGAGGGUGGAGAGAAAAGAGGAGAGAACAAGGAAACAAAUGUCUUUGCUCCUUGCAAAGGUUUUGCAUAAAAGUUCUUGAGAUUUGCGCUGGGAUUAUAUUCUUCUUCACUGUAAAUGCUCGUGCUGUACAGCUCCUAAUUUGGCCUGAUACGUGUCUGACAUCUGUUAUGAGCUUCAGUAAUUCUUACCUCGUGCUUUUUUCUUUAUUAACAUUUCAGGUGGGUCAGCAAACUUAUUAGAAAAAAGCAUUCUUCCUCCGUGACAAGUGUUGCUUGGCAUCCAGACAAUGUGAGACUGUUUCCCAUUAUUCGUUAGUAUAUUUACAGGAUUCUCGUCAGAUGAUUAAACCUCGGAUGAUGUAGACUCUCGUAUUCUUGAGAGUACGGGAGCCUGGCGGAUCCUCUAACAGGCCCUUAUUUCAGGAAUUAUGUAACUAACAUGUUUUCUUUGUGUUUUGGUGUACAAUCUUAGCAUGUCAGAAUGAGGAGGAAUCCCAUAGCAGUUCCCACUUGAUCUAUGGAUUAUUUCUUCAUUUUUAGGAUAUUUAUGUUAACACAAAUAAUGAACUCUGUAUUAGGGAUUAUAUCGAUAAAUCAUGAAAACCAAACCCUCUCACAUGCCCAAGAAUGUGUAACACAUACGAGAAAUAGUCACAUCAAUUGCUUCUCUUUUUUAGAUUUUCAAAAAAUACUUCUUAAUAUAACUAUUCUAAGUUUAUAUUUGGGAUGACAUUACAUGUGUUCUUUUGUAAAAAUAGGGACAAACUUGUAUUUUAAAAAAACGCAGAUUCUUAUGUACUAUGGCUUUCUCUUCUUUGUCAUGUGGAUUGCUCAUUUUUGUAUUUUUUAUUUAUGAGGCAGACUCACGUAGUAUUUUUUUCUUCAAUUAUUAACGCUACUCUUCUAGUUAAAUGGACCCAACUUGGCAUUGAUUGUAAUGUGCUUGUACUUGCUAGAUUCUCCUUGCUACAACAUCAACUGAUGGGAAAUGUCGAAUAUUCUCUACUUUCAUAAAGGGUGUCGAUACAAGGUUUGGUUAACUUCUUGCAGUAGUUGCUCUUGCUUUCCUCUAGUUUCUUAUGGUUUCUCACCUUGGUCACCAUUGGCUCAAUGAAACAGGGAUUCAGGGACCAGCAUUCCUGAUUCAAAGUUUGGAGAGGUUUGAUAAAUGGCUUUCUUAAUUUAAACAUUUCCUAUAACUCUCUGUAGCUUUGUGCCUAGGUAGUGUAUCGCAAAGUAUCAUUCACCUUCAAUCUUAUGAUAUAGUUUAGGUGGUUCAUAACCAUCAUUAUCAUCAGAUAUUUAUCCUGUUCAAAUGGGGUUGGCUAGACUCUGGGAAAAAAAAAAAAGGGUUUUCUGAUCGGCUCUUCUCCCUACCGACUUCCUGCAAGGUGGCAGAAGCAUCUGAUAAGUACAACCUUUACCAGUAGGGUUUCUGUUAAAAGUCAUGGAAAACAAGGGAUAAGAAUUACGUUAAACUGUUUCAAAUUUACGUCAUUCCAGGACAGUACGCUUUAUGACCUUGGAAAUUUUAGAGAAUAAAAAGGGAAGCAUGCAGCUAUCUAGAAUAAAAAGGGUUUCUGUACCAGUAGGGUGAAUAGCAUGCAGCUAUUCACCUUCAAAUUCAUGCAACAUGUUUUUAUGAGAGGUUUUUCUGUUGUGGUGAAAUAUGCUACAAUUACAAAAGUAUCUGACAAUGACACCUGUUAGGUUUUUUGCGUGUUUCUGCUGCUUAUCUUAUUUAGGAGGCCACUUUGGUUUGUAAAUUAAUUGGUCGAUUAUGUAUAGUCGAUAUUUACCCUCCCUUCUUGUUAAGGCCAAUUUGAUUUCCUUCAUGGUUAUUCAGUCUAAUAAUGUAAAAUCUUAUGAUUUUUAAGGUUCUUGACAUCAUUUUUUGUUGGCUAAAUGUUCCUUUUUAGGGGUUGGAAUAUACAAACAACUUUAAAUUUACAUAUAGAGCUCAUCCAGGUGGUGAUAGAUUAGAUGUCGUUUGGUUCCAUCUGUUUUCUUAUCCGACUUGGUACUAUGGGCCUAUGGUCCUAUUUUUAGAAUAUGGGAUGGGGUUAGAUCCAUUGCCUCGUAGCAAGGUAGCCAUUUUGCAGAUUUAAUCAUGUACAUGAAUCGGUACUGCUGUAAUAAAUGUUUUCCUUCUCCUAUUCAUUCUCAUCUCCUUUUUUCUAGAACCGUGCUACGCUGUUUAUCUUUUAUUCAUGUUACUAAUUGACUUUAUUUCUGGAUUUGGACAAAAAUCAUUUCUGUUCAUAUCAUUCGUCAAGUUCUUAAUAGUUUAUUUUAGCAAGUUAUAAUCUAGAGUCUCUUACUAAAUGAGUCCUAUUGUUGAUUUUCCCAUGGAAUUAGCAAAUUGUGCAACUUGAUCUUUCGAGCACUUGGGCAUUUGGUGUUAAGUGGUCGCCAAGUGGAAAUACUUUGGCAUACACAGGUUAUAUUUUUCUUCAGUUUUACUGAUUUUCAAAUGCAGAAAAUAAAUGUUGUCUUACUUUUUUCAGUGAGGUUUCGUUUGUUGGAUAAUCGAAAGAAUUGGCAGAAUGUAUAGCUUAUAUAUUUACUUAAUGUCCACAAAAGUUAUAUCUCCGAAGAAAAAAAACAAGAUUCCUAUCUACCCUAUCUUCUGUUUCCUAUUUCAGAUACGUCAUUUCUUUUCAUGCAUCUCCUUUGGGAUAGCUUCAGCUUUUGCAAAAAAAAUUCUCUGGGCAACCCAGUUUCAGAAAAGAAAAACGGAGAUGUUCUAGAGCAUACAUUUUUUCUAUGCAUUAUUUCCUUUUGUGACUUUUAUCUUGCAAUGCCUUGUGGAAUUGAUUUACCAUGUCGGCAUGCUCAUCUAGGAGAAAUCAUCCUGGCUGAUUCUAUAGUUGUGAAAUGAACAAACAUGAGAGAUUAUCUUGCUUGUUUACUACUCGUCAGAUUAUUGGUAUGACCAGACAGGUGAUACAGGAAUAUCUUCUCGCAUUGUCUUAUUCAUGAAUAUUGGGCAGUCUCAUCCGAGACAACUCUUUAAUGUUAUGAGGGUGGUAUACGAAACAGUAACUGUGGAGAGUUAGCUAUUAUUAUGCUUCUAGGUCUAAUGAAACAAUGUCGUGCAUUGAGAUCCUAUAUCUUUUAAAUAAUUAGUGAGUGCAUGGCUGAUGUACGGGGAUGAGAGAUUGAGAUUUCAUGGACAUUGUGUUGCUUCCCAUUUUCAACGAAAGGAAAAAAAGGGAUGCAGGAAAGCAGAUGCGCUUCCUAGUUCCUUUUAGGCAUUCUUACCGUUUGUGAUGUAACAGACGGGGUAUUAAAGUGGAAAAGAUUAAUGGUCUAGUCAAACUGGGCAAGAAAUUUUACUGGAAGUUUGAAACUGUCCACUGGAGGGAAAAUUGUUCAACUAAAGGAAGGCCAUAUGCAGUUUAAAUACUUCUAAUUCCGCCAUCUUUAUAUGCAAAAUGAUUCCCUUUUCCUCCCAAUCCACAAUUGUUUAUGAUGUGAUAAAAACCUUAAUCAGUUGUAUUGUACUUUUAUUUGAAAGGGUAGCAUCAAGUGAAUGUUUUUUUUAAUAGUGUGCCACGUAUUGUUAAUUAUGAAAAACAGAUGCGGAACUAUGCACACUUGUAUAUGGUCGGCGUGCAAAGCUAACUCUAAGGGGACACCUACCACAAGACUCACACUUUUGCCAAAUACCCUGCCUUCUAUCAUAGAUUAGCUAAGAUACAAAGAUAUUAAAUCCUAUGAUCAGCUCUCAUAGCUGAGAAAUGCAGUUAUUUCGUAACUUCGGAAUAGCCCAGAUUAGGCUCCCUUUCCUUUCCUAGUUUUGCUUCCAUCUGCCAAGGGUUUUCUUCUUCAUAAACAGUGAAUAGUUCGUAAUGUUCAUUGAAUUGAAAAUUUUCAUAUGAAGGAGCAAGUGCGUUAUGUCUUCCUUCCUUCCUUCAAGUUUCUGCGUAAACUUCACAAAGCGUUAAUGUUCAUUAUAAGCGAGCUUCAUCUGAAGAGAAUGCCAUAUUUAGUAGAUAAUUUAUAGAUGACUACUGUGCCACUUAUUCUUUUGCAAGCUCUGAAGGGCCUUCCAUUUAUCCUACCCGUCAGGUCAAAGUUCCAUGGUGUACUUUGUCGACGAUAUCGGCCCUUCUCCAGUUGCACAGAGUGUCGCAUUUCGUGACUUGCCUCUCCGUGAUGUGGGUCAGCAUCCUGUCUUCUCCAGUAUUUCUUUUCUUUUCUUUUCUUUUCUUUUAUUUUAGUUUAUUUUAUUUUAUUUUAUCUUAUCUUAUUUUAUCUUAUUUUAUCUUUCCUGGGCAUUUUUAGAAGGUUUCUUAAUCUUAAAAACUUACUACUUUCAGGUGCUUUUCAUUUCUGAGAGAAUGGUUGUUGCUGUCGGAUAUGACUGCAAUCCCAUGGUUUUUACAGCAGAUGAGAGGGGAAUAUGGUGUUCUUCCUAUUUCUCUAGCGAUUUCCCAGCUCCAUGUUUUGUUCAUACAUGAUACAUACUCGAUGCGUGGCAGAAGAAAAAUCAACCGUUUAUUUUGUUGUGGCAGGAGUUUUGUCAGAUUUCUCGAUGAAAGAAAAUUGGCUCCAUCGGGUUCGAAAUAUGGAUCUCAGGUAUUUUCUUAGAUAAUUUUUCAUAAAUAAAUUAUAUAAAUAAAUAUAGUUUUGUUGGGAGAAGUCAACAUAUUGUUCUCAAAAGGAGAUGAGGGUCUCUGAGUCUGCUUUUGACUCAUUUUUCUACAACUUUCAUGAGCCUUGUUCAUACGUCUUCAAGGUGGGUCUGCAUUUUCCGAGGCCAUUUUUUUAGUAAUGGUCACAAUUUUCGUUUCCAGUUCACAGAAGCCUUCGGCAAGUUCUAUGGCCAGUCAAAGCAAAUGGGCAGCGACACCGUUGACCCUACCAGGGCCCGGGGCGGCGCUCACGAGAAUUGUAUAACGUAUGCGGAUCUCAACCCACCCUCGUAUAACGUAUUCUUGGCAAAAUAAGUCAACUUCAACUUACCCUUUGAUUGAGUUUAUCUCCUUUCAAUCGCAUCUUUGCUCUAUGAAAAAAAAUAAAAUGAGGGGAGGGGUUGACUUUUUUAUUAUUAUUAUUAUUUUAUUUUAUUUUAUUUUAUCUCUCCCUGCAGUUGUAUCCUGCCUCUUCGAAGCGAAGGUGUAACCGUGGUGAAGCGAUUCAGCACUUCUGGUCAGACCCCUGAUGGAUGUCUAAGCUUUUGUUAUUAUUAUUAUUAUUAUUAUUAUUAUUAUUUAUUAUUACUAUUAUCGUUUCUCUUCUCAGGAUUGGAUGGCAGAAUCGUCGUCUGGGAGUUGGACAGCGACUGA